GUGUGAGAUACCGAGAUGCUUGUGUUCAGAGGAACCAAAAGAACCACAGACCCGCCGAGGAACCAGAAGCACCAAUCACAGCAGACCCACGGCCCACAGCGGAACCACAGAACCAAGGAACCCAGAGUUGCUGCAGCUGUUUCCUCUCUCAUGCCCAACAGCUCGGUCACCACGUACGCGGUCCCCUCCGACCACCAGCUUGGACACGGAGGCUCCGUGUCGGACGAAGCGGCGAAAGUCAAGCGGGUCCAACAGCAGGUCCAGAUGCGACUAGCGGAGCGCUCGAGCGGCUCGCUGCCCCGGACAAGCACCCAUCAGUACGGCACUGCAGAGUUGAAUGGCUCCUCCACCCUGCGGUACCACACCUAUAACCCCGGCUUCAGCAGCGUCUCCUUGGCCCACAUUGCCAGCCGCACCAAACCCGUUGCCCGAGUGUCCCAGUAUUCCGGCGGUGGCGGCGGCUUCUCCUCGCGCUCGGCGGUGGAGAUCGGCACCCACCGGCGCAUGAGUACGGGCGCUCCACUGGUGGCCCCCGGCCAGCGCCCCGCGUACCACUUCCACGACGACACGCUGGUGGGCAGCAGCGGCGGCGGCGGCGGCGGCGGCUACCACACGGCCAGCCACGCACACUACCAACAGCAGCAGCAGCAGCAGCAGCAGCAGUCCCGCGUGGUCAGCCGCGCGGCCGAGACGCAGCAGCAGGAGGUCACGACCCUGCGCCAGCCGUCGCCCGUGCCCAGCUGGGCGGCCAGAGAGGGGCUCACUUCGGAGCGCUACGUCUACUACAGCGGCGCCGGCGGGGGUGGUGUGGGCGUGGGUACGCUACCCAAUCCCGCGCCCAUGCAGCGCACCCUGAGCGGGACGUUGGCGCGCGGUGGGUGGAGGGAGCCGGAACUCAUCCACCAGUACUCCUUCAAAGGCCCCGCCCAGAGGACGCUCAGCCGCUUCAGCAACUACCGCCACCAGCACCACCAGCAGCACCAGCAGCAGCAGCAGCAGCAACAGUUCCAGCAGCAGCAGCAGAUGAAUCGUGGCACGCUGCAGUACCAGCAGGUGGCCAGCGGGGGCGGCAGCGUGCACGGGCAGAGCACGAUAAGGCGUGCGGGGUCUCUGCACAGUCUGCGGAGCGUGGGGAAAGGUGGAGACAUCCUGGACGGAGAUGCAUGUGGAGGCAGCGACGCCCUUGGAGGCAUGCAGAACUUGGACAUGCCGACAGCCGUCAGUUACCUUGGCAACUCGGACGUUGCCAUGCAGAUGCUGGGAGCUGCCUACAUUCAGCAUCAGUGUUACCAUAGCACUGACGCCAAGAGCCAGGUGCGGCAGCUGAAAGGCAUCCCUGCGCUGGUGGAGCUGUUCAGCAGUGAGAGUCAGGAGGUGCAGCGCUACGCCACUGGGGCCACACGGAACCUCAUCUACGAGAACAUGGACAACAAGACCGUCCUCAUCCAGGCCGGCGGCAUCGGCAAGCUCAUGGAGGCCCUCGGAGAACCUGACGACGAGCUUCGCAAGAACAUCACCGGUAUCCUGUGGAACCUGUCGUCGAAGGACAACCUAAAGGAGAAGCUGGCCAAAGAGACGCUGUCCGAGCUCACAGAGAAGGUCCUGGUGCCGCUGUCAGGAUGGGGCGACGCAGGGGUCAUCCAGCAGACUCCGUCUGAGGCUGACAUCUUUUACAACACCACCGGGUGCCUGAGAAACCUGAGCUCGGUAAGUGGGAAGACCAGGCAGCAGAUGCGAGAGACUCGUGGGCUGGUCGAUUCUCUCGUUGCCUACGUGCAGAACUCUCUGGAGGAGGGCAAAGCUGAGGACAAGGGCGUGGAGAACUGUGUGUGUGUGCUGCGGAACCUGUCCUACCAGCUGUACAGUGAGCUGCCUCCAUCAGUGCUGUUGCGUCUGGAGGGCCCCACCAGGGGGCAGGACACCCAGGAGAGCACCGCCAUCGGCUGCUUCACACCGCAGAGCAAGAAGGCCAAAGAGCAGAAGAACCAGGAGUUGUCCACUCUGUCGGAAGUGGCCAGACAGCCCAAAGGGGCAGAGUGGCUGUGGCACCCCCUAGUGUUGGGGCUGUACAGCCGCGUCCUGCAGGCCUGUGAGAACAACGCUGCCACCAGGGAGGCCGCUGCCGGAGCCCUACAGAACGUCACCGCCGGAGACAGCCGGUGGGCGUCUGUGCUGAGUCGAGUGGCUCUGGAGCAGGAACGUUUGCUGCCAGUGGUGCUGGACCAGCUGAGGACCCAGAGUGACGUGGAGCUGCGCUCCCUUACAGGGCUACUGAGGAACCUGUCCCGCCAUGGCCGCAACAAGGACGACAUGGCCACUAAGGUGGUGAACAUCCUGGUGACUAAGUUGCCAAGCGACGGGCACCAGAAGCAGCCGUCUGGUGAGGUGGUGGUGAACAUCUGCGGCACGCUCAACAACCUGGUGGCCGGCAGCUCGCUGGCUGCCCGGGACAUCACCUUCUUCGGAGGACUGCCCAAACUGGUGGCCAUCAAGACCUCCCACGACAAUAGCCCUGGGAAGCUGAAGGCUGCCAAGGCUGCCUCCACUGUGCUCUCAAACAUGUUCCAGUAUUCCAAACUGCACAAGGAUUAUAAACAGAAAGGAUUCACCAAGCAAGACUUUGUGGACCCAACGCUCUGAACGCCUUCUGUGAGUGAGUGACUGAGUGAGUGAGUGAAUGAAUGAGUGAGUGACUGAGAGUGUAUUCUGAGUGAGUGAGUAAGUGAGUGAGAGUUUGUAUGAAUGCAUGAGUGAGCAACUAACUGAGUGAAUGAGUAAGUGAGUGAGUGACUGACUGUCCGUCUGUCUUCAAGAGUGUUCCGGAGACCUCCGCCAGAUGCCGAGGUGCUGAAGGACAACAUGAAGACCCCUAUUAAGGAGCCCCUACACCCUUACUGGAGCUGUGGCCUAGCACCCACACUUUUAUCUGGGCUUGGAUUGCUCUGGCAGCCUGUUAGCAAAACACUGCAGCUCUCUUUAUCUGUCUAUGUAAGAAGGAAGCUGGUGGAGAAGAGACGCUAAUUUAACCUGCUGGAAAACUGGACGAUGAGUGUAUGUGUGUGUGUGAGUGUGUGUGUGUGCCUGUGUGUGUGUGUGUGUGUUUGUGUGAAUGAUGUGUGUGUGUGUGAGUUUUCCAGACUGGCAAAACUGAUAGCAGUAGCCCACUUCCUGCGCAUGUGGCUUUGUGUAUGAGUGUUUAAGUUUGUACAACUGAUCAUUUUAACAGCGGCAUUUGUAUUUCAUAUUUGGUUGUGUGUGUCUGUGUUUGUGUAUUUGUUACGUGUGUGUGUGUGUGUGUGUGUGUGUGACUGUGUGUGUUUAUAAACACUGGACUGGUCCAGCUAUGGUGUUUUAAAGGCCCGUGACUCAAACACUGACCAAUACCACCUGGCCUCCUAUAAGCACACAUGCAUCACGCCUCUCAAAUUCGGGUCCCAUUCACCUGCAGUCCUCCCUGUGGGUCUCUAAGUAACUCAUGUUGGAAGGAAGAUCCACUGUUUGAGCCCUCUUCAGUAGCCACCAUUCCCUGUGGGUGGGCUGCAAGCAGUGGCUUCUGGAAUAGAUGUCCAAAAUAAUUCACUAUUUUUAUUUUUUCUUGGACAAACAAUAGGAAAGAUCUGACUUGGUUUGGCUGGACUGUGGGUCCUGUUGGGUGGAAACCAUUUUUUGGAAUUUAGCAUGUAGGUUAUUAACACAAAAACACUGUAUCGGAAGCAUUGUGUUUUUGUUUUCCUGACACUCACACACAGACACACACACACACACACACUGUAGCGGGCUUUGUGUUUGCGUGUUGCCACUCAGCGUCUCACCCCUAGUCCAGGCUUACUGCUGUCGUGUGUACUGAAGCUUUCUGCAAUUUAGGAGGGAAUUCAGUCAGAUCUCUUGGCCUGUACUGUUCCCAGAUGUUCCAGAAUGCGCUGGAACACAGAACUCUUCUGAAUUCUGACUGAGUGGGAUGGGUGGGGAGAAAGGCUAUUAUGCAACAUUGGCUAGGAAACCUUUUGUUUAUGGGCUGAAUGAAUGGCUAGGGAUAAGUAAAUGGGAUGUUUUUUUUAAGUCAUGUGAUACAGUAGAUAUCCCAUUGGUCAACUGAUUGUUUCAUGCUGAUGUAAUGCUGCAUAUCCUUGUUAGGCUUUCAAAAAUGUUUCACAAUGUUAUUAAAAUUUGAACUUGAAAUGGA
Messenger RNA from Alosa sapidissima (American shad), 4183 nucleotides. RefSeq names its product plakophilin 3b (gene pkp3b). The coding region runs from base 16 to 2640 and encodes 874 amino acids. The record is from RefSeq and is a predicted model, not a curated record. NCBI's taxonomy places the organism in Eukaryota, Metazoa, Chordata, Actinopteri, Clupeiformes, Clupeidae. Gene Ontology annotation, cellular component: plasma membrane; nucleus; cytoplasm. Gene Ontology annotation, molecular function: cadherin binding. Gene Ontology annotation, biological process: cell-cell adhesion; cell-cell junction assembly. The transcript is spliced from 15 exons.